GUCCCCCUGGCGCUUCGUCACCGCCGCUAGGCCAAUGGGCUUGACCGUACGGCCUCGCGCACUCGCACCCGCUGUCCCCAAGACCCCGACACACCGUCCCCAGCGCGGUUUUUCGGCUGUGGUCCAGCCCGUGGCCGUCGGAGUCGCCAUGCAGUCCCUGCGUACCGCGCUCCUGUCUUUGCUACUGCUGCUGCUGGCGGCUCCCUCCUUGGCGUUGCCGUCGGGGACCAGCCGCUCGGCGUCGGCUGCCACCGUCUGUCCGGAGCACUGCGAUCCCACCCGCUGCGCCCCGCCGCCCACGGACUGCGAGGGCGGCCGCGUCCGCGACGCGUGCGGCUGCUGCGAGGUGUGCGGCGCUCUCGAGGGUGCAGCGUGCGGCCUGCAGGAGGGUCCCUGCGGCGAGGGGCUGCAAUGCGUAGUGCCCUUCGGGGUGCCGGCCUCCGCCACAGUACGACGGCGCGCACAGGCCGGCCUGUGCGUGUGUGCCAGCAGCGAGCCGGUGUGCGGCAGCGACGCCAAGACCUACACCAACCUGUGCCAGCUGCGCGCCGCCAGCCGCCGCUCGGAGAAGCUCCGCCAGCCGCCGGUCAUCGUCCUGCAGCGCGGCGCCUGCGGCCAAGGGCAGGAAGAUCCCAACAGUUUGCGUCAUAAGUACAACUUCAUUGCUGAUGUGGUGGAGAAGAUCGCCCCCGCCGUGGUUCACAUUGAACUAUAUCGCAAGCUUCCUUUCUCCAAGAGGGAGGUGCCAGUGGCGAGCGGGUCAGGAUUCAUCGUGUCAGAGGAUGGACUGAUUGUGACAAACGCUCACGUUGUGACCAACAAAAACCGGGUCAAGGUUGAGCUGAAGAAUGGAGCUACCUAUGAAGCCAAAAUCAAGGAUGUGGACGAAAAGGCAGACAUUGCGCUUAUCAAGAUUGACCACCAGGGAAAGCUGCCCGUCCUGCUGCUUGGCCGCUCCUCAGAGCUGCGACCAGGAGAAUUCGUGGUCGCCAUCGGAAGCCCCUUUUCUUUGCAAAACACAGUCACCACUGGGAUCGUCAGCACCACCCAGCGAGGCGGCAAAGAGCUGGGCCUCCGGAACUCCGACAUGGACUACAUUCAGACAGACGCCAUCAUCAAUUAUGGAAACUCCGGAGGCCCAUUAGUCAACCUGGAUGGCGAGGUGAUUGGGAUCAACACCUUGAAGGUGACAGCGGGCAUCUCCUUCGCCAUUCCAUCCGAUAAGAUAAAAAAGUUCUUGACGGAGUCCCAUGAUCGACAGGCCAAAGGGAAAGCUGUCACCAAGAAGAAGUACAUUGGGAUCCGAAUGAUGUCGCUCACAUCUAGCAGCAAAGCCAAAGAGCUAAAGGACCGUCACCGAGACUUCCCGGAUGUGCUCUCCGGGGCAUAUAUCAUUGAAGUAAUUCCUGAUACUCCGGCAGAAGCUGGAGGGCUCAAGGAGAAUGACGUCAUCAUCAGCAUCAAUGGACAGUCUGUGGUCACUGCCAAUGAUGUCAGUGAUGUCAUCAAAAAGGAGAACACCCUGAACAUGGUUGUCCGCAGGGGCAACGAAGACAUUGUGAUUACCGUGAUUCCUGAAGAAAUUGACCCAUAGGCAGAGGCAGGAGCCGGACUUCGUGUUUCCCCUCAAAGACUCCGGGGGAUGGGGCAUGAGAACUGAGCUGGUGAUGCAGGACACCCAGGACUUUUGUCCAACAUUUUGCUUGUUCAGGGAACACCCCUGCCGACAGAAUCCUUCUUGAUAGUUUGCGGGCAAAACAAAUGUAAUGUUGCAGGUGCACAGUCAGAAGCCCUGCCUUCUGUAUGCUAUGUAUGCAGCGUGCUUUUCCUUACAAGCUUGGGCUGUUCCUGCUUAAACAGUCACCAUUUGUCCCUUCCCUUAGCCCAAGUUGUCUGACUAAUGCAGUUGGCAGAUGCAUAGGUGAGAGGAUGGUCCUUGCAGCCUUGGUCUUGGGGGUGUUUACACUUUUCCUCUGGGUCAGCCCUCAGAGGAAACUGAUGCCCCGAGACCACAGGUGGGUGACCCUGGCUUCUGAGAUGGCCAGAAAUGCCUCUUAGGAAUCCUGGAACCAGGAGUACAAUGACUUUGAGUUUCAGCUAUUAAAAUACUUCUUCAUACUUA
Apodemus sylvaticus (European woodmouse) is the source of this 2122-nucleotide messenger RNA. It is a transcript of the gene Htra1, whose product is annotated as HtrA serine peptidase 1. The transcript is spliced from 9 exons. The record is from RefSeq and is a predicted model, not a curated record. Gene Ontology annotation, biological process: programmed cell death; proteolysis; positive regulation of apoptotic process. Bases 35 to 1594 code for a protein of 519 amino acids. Lineage: Eukaryota; Metazoa; Chordata; Mammalia; Rodentia; Muridae. Gene Ontology annotation, molecular function: protein binding; serine-type endopeptidase activity. Gene Ontology annotation, cellular component: extracellular region.